This is a messenger RNA of Aspergillus chevalieri, 459 nucleotides long. RefSeq lists its product as uncharacterized. The transcript has a single exon. The coding region runs from base 1 to 459 and encodes 152 amino acids. NCBI's taxonomy places the organism in Eukaryota, Fungi, Ascomycota, Eurotiomycetes, Eurotiales, Aspergillaceae. The record is from RefSeq and is a predicted model, not a curated record.
AUGAUCUCCGUAUGUGCAGGGCUCGUAACGCUUGAUGAAGAAAGCCAAAUCAUCCGUUUGGCGUAUGACACGACAACACAAUAUUUCGAAUAUGCAUUGAAGAGAGUGUGGUUGUCAAACGCAGAAAGUGCGAUUGCUAGAAUCUGCAUGACAUACAUUUCAUUCGACACUCUCGAGAAUCCAUCUCGCGAAGGCAAUAUUGUGUCAAGUUUUCCAUUUCUGCAAUAUGCCGUCGAUUACACGUUGACACAUAUGUUUCAGGUGGUAAAGUCGUCAAAACGAGCGCAUACUCUUUUUCGAAUUAACAAUUGGUUUCUCUCGCGCUUGAGCAAACUUACAGAUUGGGUCUAUCAUGAUAAUAAUGAUGAUGGCGACGAUUUAAAGAUGAUCCGGGGGCAGGGGGGCUAUGGCAGUCCUUUCCACGCAGCCUAUGCUCAAAGAGACUCAUACAUCGAGUAG